CCGAAGUCAAAGUCAUUUGGCUGGUUUCGGAACUUCAAAAGUGGUCUUUGGCAGGCAACGCAACGGCUCAAGCAAGGCAGUGCGGCCCGUGCGGGCUUCUUUCCUCAGUCAAGUUAGCCACAGUAUCACAGAAAAAUACAGAUCUCUGUGACAGAACACCCAAGGACCUUGGAACACCUGCAACCAACUUAGUUGGCGCAUUCGGUCUGUCCGCUUUGCAGCUGGUGCUGCUGGCACCGUUAGGAAAGGUCCGGCAAACUUGGAUAAAUAAGCACAAUUUACAAUUUGCUGCUGAAUUAAAUGCGGUAAUCGUAUUGUUUUUAAGUCUUUUCAGACCGUACAUACUUUCGUGAAUUGCCUGUCGGCUGAGAGGGUUGCUCACGAUGGACAGCGUUGUAAGUGUCAUUUUGCCAGCAGCCGGUACAGGCGAAAGGAUGAAGAUGAAAGUGGCCAAACAAUUCUGUGAGGUGCAUGGAAAGCCUGUUAUCUGCCACACAAUAAGCGCAUUUCUACAAUACAGUUGGAUAUCGGAUAUCGUGGUCGUCUAUCCUCCAGACAAGCAUUCGCUAGUGGUCAGCGCUUUGAAGACCGCCGAGUUGCUGGAAAAGGUUAUACUUGUUCCUGGUGGAACGACAAGGCAUAGGUCAAUAAUGAACGGCAUGAAGCACCUCGAGCAAGAUCCGCCGGAUAUCGUGAUUAUUCACGACGCCGUUCGGCCCAUCGUACCAAGACUCGUUUUGGAGGAAGUUGUGCGGGAAGCAAAGCUCCACGGUGGUGCAGGGCCUGUUGUACCUCUUGUGUCAACAGUACUGAAGAUUGACAGCGAAGGAUUCCUUGAGGAGUCGCUAGAUCGGUCCAGAUACGUUGCGAGUGAGACGCCACAAGCAUUUCAGUACCAUUUAUUGCUAAAGGCCUAUCAAAGGUGUACAGAAGAAGAUUACACUAAUGGCACCGAGUGCCUUGCACUUUUACGUAAACACUGUGGAGUAGCGCCAAAGCUAGUUCCAGGAGCUGAUGAACUGUUUAAAGUUACAUACCGAAAAGAUUUGUAUGCUGCAGCUGGAAUGCUCCAGGGUGCACAGAGCACCUUACCUUAAAUACCGAACAUCAUAUUGGUGAUCUUCUUUUUUUGAAUUGAUGGUGUGAUGUAAUUUGUCAUGAUGUUCAUAAUGCUCACACAUGCUAAGGUACUGUAGAGAUGCUGCUGCAUAAGAAAUAAUUUGACAGCAUUGUGUUGGACAUCAAUGUGGCCGCUUUAUUCUUAAGUGGUACAUUAUUCUGUUCUAGAAUCCCAAAUUUUGUAGAGUUGAAAGUAUCUUAAGGGGGGGACCUGGGUCUUGGACCAAAAAUUUUGUAGAAUCUUUAUUCUUUAUUCUAAGUGCUGAAAACUUGUACAUAUAUGUAAUGUUGUGCUUAUUUCGAAUAUAAGGUCCGUUUUUGUAUAUGUCUUUUGGUUUCAAAUUUUAUGCAAGCUUCCUUUAAUUAUCUUCCGCAAAGAUUUGCAAAGAUUUGCAAAAUAUGCUUCUUAGAUAUUGCUGAAUAGGGUAUCAAUGGUUUCUGUAUGAUUCAAGGAGUGCAAAAAAAAUGAGCCUUAUUGCUCUGCCUUACCUAGAACAGAAGUUGCGAGACUUCAAAGCUUGAAACUCGGAAAAGUUUUUCUGGUGACUAGUUCAAUACCUCACAACUCGUGUUCUAGGUGCGGCAGACCAAUAAGGUUGGUUUUGUUGCACUCCUUGAAUCAUACAGAAGCCAUUGAUACCCUAUUUAGUGAUAUCUAAAGAGCACGUAUUUGGCAAAUCUUUGCGGAAGAUAAUUAAAGGGCUCUUGCAUGAAAUUUGGACUGAAAGAGAUAAAUGAAAACAAACCUUUUAUUCGAAAUAAGCACAUAACAUUACAAAAAUGUACAAGUUUUCAGCACUAUACGUCAAAGAAUAAAGAUUCUACAAAAUUUUUGGUCCAAGACCCAGGUCCCCCCUUAGCUGAGAAAUUUCUAGCAACUCACUUUUUUCGUAAUUAUACUGUUAGUUAUGUGUUAAUGUUUGUACACAGUGCAAUGCACACAUGCCAUAUCUGUGUGGAGUGCGUGCCAUAUAGCACAGUGUUGAGGCGUGAAACGGUGAACAGCACAUUUUGAAAGCAAUGUUUCAAUGGCACAGCUAUGCACUCAGUCUAAUCAAACAUGCAUAGAACACUUCUUCAAGGGUUUUGACAUGUUUUAGCACUGUUUAGAGUGGACCAACCUUUCAAUUUUAGGAGGGAUCUUUAUAUGACAAUUUAUGAUACAUAUUAAAACCAAGAAACAAUUUUUUUAGGUUCAUGUAUGUCAGAAUAACAUUUACUGCAUGCUCUGCCUUGUCUUCUCGCCAUAUGUGCCAAAUUACAUGCUGCGUGGAAUUUUCUUUCAUAUCAAUUUUGAACUUGCAUGUUUCUGAUCUGUUCACUCCUGCUCAUCAAAGAGGCACUAUCGCACUUCGAGCAAAGAAAGUGACAGACUCAUGGUUACCCAGAGUCAAGUAACACAUCAAGCUACUCACUUCAGUGCCAUGUCUCCUCUCCCCCAUGCACUACAUAGCAGUACCUCAGCAACCACGCUCUUUGUCCAUCCUCCAUCAAUCAACCCCGAACUCUCACAUAACUCACUUGUUCGGCAAGGCUUGAUGGCACACAAGUUCUGUGUGAUGCUUUCGAUCUGCUCUUACUGUUGCAGCAGCACAACAUGCUUCAGCUUCUUGAAUAUUGGUAAUCCUAUGCAAAGGACUUCCUCUGCAUCAUCAUCAUCAGCAGCCUGUAUUUAGGUCCACUGCAGGACGAAGGCCUCUCCCUGCGAUCUCCAAUUACCCCUGUCUUGCGCUAGCUGAUUCCAACUUGCGCCUGCAGAUUUCCUAACUUCCUCACCCCACCUUGUUUUCUGCCGUCCACGACUGCGCUUCCGUUCUCUUGGUAUCCAUUCUGUAACUCUAAUGGUCCACCAGUUAUCCAUCCUAUGCAUUACAUGGCCUGCCCAGCUCCAUUUUUUCUCCUAAUGUCAGUUACAAUAUUGGCUAUCCCCGUUUGUUCUCUGAUCCACACCGGUCUCUUCUUGUCUCUUAACGAUAAGUCGAACAUUUUUCGUUUCAUCGCUUUUUGUGCGGUCCUUAACUUGUUCUCGAGCUUCUUCGUUAAACUCCAAGUUUCUGCCACAUAUGUUAGCACUGGUAGAAUGCAAUGAUUGUACACUUUCCUCUUCAAUGACAGUAGAAAGCUUCCAGUCAGGAUUUGGCAAUCCCUGCCGUACGCACUCCAACCCAAUGUUAUUCUUCUAUAAAUUUCCUUCUUAUGAUCAGGGUCCCCUGUGAGCAAUUUAUUUAUUUAUUUAUUUAUUUAUUUCGGUACUCUCAGGGCUAGAGGCAUUACAGAGAGGAGGGGCAUACAAAAUCGGCGGCAGUUUCCUUAAAUUUGUUGACCUAGAUAAAUGUACUACUCCUUUACAGACUCUAGAGGCUGACUGGCGAUCCUGAAUUCUUGUUCCCUUGCCAGGCUAUUGAACAUUAUAUUUGUCUUCGUCAAAUUAAUCUUCAACCCCACUCUUACACUUUCUCGCUUAAGGUCUUCAAUUAUUUCUUGUAACUGGUCCCCAUUGUUGCUGAGUAGGACUAUGUCAUCUGCAAACCGAAGGUUGCCGAGAUAUUCACCGUUGAUCCUUACUCCUAAGCCUUCCCAUUCUAAGAGCUUGAAUAUUUCUUCUAAGGAUGCAGUAAUUAGCAUUGGAGAGAUUGUGUCUCCUCACCUGACCCCUUUCUUGAUAGGUAACUUUCUACUUUUCUUGUGGAGAACCAAGGUAGCUGUGUAAUCUUUGUAGAUAUUUGCCAAGAUAGAUGUAGAUAUCUGAUUCACCGAGCCCCACCAACUUCUGCCUCAUGUGCAGAGGCAUCACCACUGAGCUAUGCCGCCUAGACAGGAGUGCGGGAGUUGGACGAUGCCCCAGUAUUUAAUGUUGACAUCAGCACCGCCGCAUGUGAAUACCUGUGCACCAGCUCUCCAAAGCAACCUAACUUCCUUUCUGCCGCAGCAUGAGAUGUCAGUGCUGCUGCAACUGAACAGCUUCGAGUGUCACAUACUUACCAAAAUGGCGCCCUGUUUUCCUGCCGCAUAGCUCCUGGACAUAGUAUAAAAGUAUACUCUAACAGACACUAUGCAUGCAAAAGUUCUGGCAAUAACGUCCGAGACGUCAUUGAUACUUCACCUUGAAUGGCACCACACAGCAUGGUUUCAAUUUUAGUGCACUUGUUGUUGGUAAACUUAAAUUAUUUCAUAAUAUAUAUAAAAAGAAAAGAAAAGUGAUUUUGCACAGUGAAAGGAGAGAGUCGCAAGAAACUUAAACAAGAAAUAUAAUGUGGCCAUUUUUUUGUUCCGCGACUGCAUCUGUCAACUACGUGUGAGAGCUUUCAGCACUUAUUAUGGAUGGACUUGGGAACUAGACGUGAGUGGGAACGAACACGGUGCAGAAAGUUACCCUCCAGGUACUACGACUGCUUUCAUAAAGUUGAGUUUGAUAAACUGGCGUGUCUCGAUAUAUGGAAUGAAGGUUGCCUUUUCAGAUCUUUGAUUGGUAAACUUUGGAGUAAUCUCAACAGCAGCUCAGAUAAAUAGGUGUCAAAUCUAACUGGUAGGCAUAAUGCCCUGUUACACUGCUAAACAUUAGCACACAGUGUUUUCAAGAAGUUCACUGAAAUCAAAAGUGUUUUGCUUGCAUAGGAUCUGGACAUACGUUAUAACGGAAACAUGGUUGCAUCUGGAGAUACCCGAUUUCGAUGUCUUUCCAAGUGGCUGUAACAUGUUCCGUGCGACCAAAGUUCCAGAAGGGGAGGGGUUGCAUUACUUCUCAAAGAUACCCUUCUGUGUACUUCUGUUGAGCGUAGCAAUUGUGAUUCUUAAGUGGUCUGUGCAACCGUGCAUUGCGGUUUGCCAACAGUUUUUAUAGGUGAUGUUUACAGGUCUUCCAGACUAGUCUUUUCACAUUGGAAAUCUUAUUCGAGUUUGUUAAAGUCAAGUAAAAAACAGUCCAGGUUAAUAAUUUUGGCUGGCAAUUGUAAUCUUCAAUAUUGAUUGUGAUAGUGGAAUGUCACAUGGAAAUUGUGUACACUCACGUCCUGUUGAUAUUAUUUUUGUUACAACUUAUGUCAAAUGUGCCACGUGUCUCAAAUUGUAGCAAAUCACAGCUUGAUCUUGUGUUUAGUCUCAAAGUGCUUGCAUGAGUGAAAAAGUUAUGGUUAAAAAUGGCAUAUCUGACCACUCAUCAGUUGUCUGGCAUACCCUUCUCAUCAAAAUCGACAGCACUUGUAAAACGGCACUGCAGUUUCAGCCAUGCAAGUGAUGUUGAUGUACUUUGCCAUUUAGAAGCAUCCUAUGAAAUGUUUUUAGGUCAUGUAGGAGACAAAUCAACAGACAUGCUGUGGCUUUUUUAAGCAUAUUAUAAUGCUUUGUAUGGAUAACUUGUGCAUUAACAGUUGGAAAAAGGAAAAAAACGUAGCCUACGGGUGGCAUGUUACAAUCUGCACUAAAUAUAUAAGAUUAGCUGAGUGAAAUGACAAAAACGCAGACUUACGAACAUUAUCUCAGUGCUUUGGCACGAGUUACGUACCCUCAUAUUACAUGAAGGUAUUGUUUCUUCACUUUCAAUUUGAGCAAACUUCUGAACGAAAACCCAAUGAAGUUUUAUGUGUUCAACAACAACAACAAAAAAAGCUGGCUAAUCAAUCACACGCUUACUUAUGACCAAGGUAUUGCUGGUGCCAUCAGUACUUUCGUCUUCUCUGUACAGAUUGCCGAUAAUUUUCAAAUUUCACAACUAAAUUAUUUUCACCAGCAGAUUGUUAGUGCCAAGGGAAUGUUUGAUAGCUUGCUACAUUUGAACAUGUGAAUCUGAUCAAAUUCCUAAUGUGUUUUUACAGAGGUAUGCCAAAUGGUGUUUGAAAUUUCUCUGGAAAUAUAUAUUGUACUUAGUUGACAGAUGGGCAAGUUACCAUGCAAAUCGAAGGUUGCUAAACUUGUGCCUAUACAUUAUCAUGGUUGCAGAGUAAAGUUGCUUAUUACAGGCCGGUCUUCUGCAGUUGUAGCAAGGUUCUCGAGCACUUUAUUUUCAAAUAUCUAGUUACGUACCUUGAAUUAGUAACAUUCUUUGCAAAUAACCAGCAUGGAUUUCGACUUGGAUUUUCAACAGCUGUGUAUACAUACAAAUCAUGAAUUUGCUGCCAUUGUUGAUAGUGAUGGGAAAGUUGAUGCUGUGUUCUUUUAUAUUGCAAAGGCGCUCGACAAGGUUACACACCAUAAGUCAUUGUACAAAUUAGAGUAGGUAUUGCAGAACUAAAACCUUCUAAAAUGGUUAGAGUCUUGUCUUACAAAUCAUAAGCAGUUUGUUUCCAUUGAUAAAGCUCAAUCUGUAGUAUUUCCGGUUGUCUCAGGUGCACCGGAAGAUUCCAUACUCCGGCUCUUGCUUUUUUUUAAAAAUAAAUAAUCUUUGCUUACACAACCAAAUUACAUGGCCAAUUUUUCCCCAACGAUUGCCUACUGCUUGCCGAGAUUUGUUGUAAAGAUGAUAAAGUAUGAUUAAAUAGCACCUUUCAGUUGAUAUCGUCAUGGUGCCAUGAAUAGUAAAUGUGUUCAGACAACAAUUACUUUGAAGGAAGUUCCAAUUUCAUUUAAUUAUUUGACUCAACGACUUUAAGAGCUGUUCAGUAAUUAAAAAAAAAAUGGCAGCAGAAUCCAUCUCACGAUGACUGUCGACGGUAAUGCAUUUAGCAUUAAAUCAAUAUAGUGAAACAGUUUAUUGCCACCGUUGAAACGAGCUACGUAUGAGGUGUGUACUGCAACGGGAUUCCUCUUUCGCGCUUCCCUAAGAACACUUGGUGCCAUCUAGCACCGCUGCCGCAAAGCCUGCACGUCGCCUCCAAAAUGCAGAGAAAUAAGUCAUGUGGCAACCGGGCGCCUCUCUCGCGCUUCUUUCCGAACACACUGCGCCAUGUAGUGGCACUGCCGGAAAGUUUGCACGUGGCCUCCAAGACAAGACGCGUAGCAUGCCGGUGCCUGCAAACUUUGAGAUUUGUUUCCUCGCUUGCUGCACUCUCAGUGGCACAUAUUCAAUGACCCAAGUUGGCAAGAGGUUCAUUGAAGAGAGGCACAUGUCCAGUGCAUUCAUGGUGCAGCCUGCUAAUGCAUCAGGUUGCUGUCCUUGAGGAACCCUUGUGAUGCGAGUUUGAUUCCGUUCCAAGAUUGGAGAAAUUUAAGGGAUCUUUUUUGUCAUUGUAGAGCAGCACAUUCCCAGUGGCACAUAGCUAGUUACCCAACUUGGCAUCAAAGAGGUUCAUUGAAGACCCGCACAGAGCUAGUGGCACAUACCCAGUGCUCCAAGUCGGCGUCAAAGAGUUUCUUCGAACAGCGGUACCUACCUAGUCCCACAUCAGAAUGACCCAUGUCAUUGUGAAAGAGUUUUUUUUUUUUUUUUUAAGAUCGGUGCACGAGUGGAAUGUAUUGCCACCACUUUUGAUAGGAAUGGUAAUUGAAAGUUGUUUCUGCCGCAAGCUUGAAGAUGUGUUGUUGUUUCAAUGUAAUAAGUGUUUUCUAUUGUAUUCUCAUUAUUUCAGUUCUGUAUGUCUGGUUGGCAUUGUUUGUUUCUUCACCCAUGCUCUAGCUCCCAUGUGUGGCCUGUAGUAUGUAGUAUCAAAUAAAUAUACAGCCAUCAU
Molecule: messenger RNA, 7718 nt
Organism: Dermacentor silvarum
Lineage: Eukaryota; Metazoa; Arthropoda; Arachnida; Ixodida; Ixodidae
Product: D-ribitol-5-phosphate cytidylyltransferase
Exons: 2
Coding region: 384-1097 (237 amino acids)
Biological process (GO): protein O-linked glycosylation via mannose; isoprenoid biosynthetic process
Cellular component (GO): cytosol
Molecular function (GO): 2-C-methyl-D-erythritol 4-phosphate cytidylyltransferase activity; D-ribitol-5-phosphate cytidylyltransferase activity
Source: RefSeq, a predicted model, not a curated record